GGUUACAUUCGCGAGCAGAGCUGAGCGCGGGAGAGAGGACCCAAGAGCGCAGCUGAGGGUUCGGCGCCAGUAGGCGCGGCGCAGCUCAGCCCCCGAGUCUCCGCCUGGCACCACACACCCCUACCCCCGCCUUGCUCCAGCUCCGCCCAGCCGAGGACCCCCAAAACCAGUAUGGACUGCUGCACCGAGAGCGCCUGCUCCAAGCCGGACGAGGACAUUCUAGACAUCCCACUGGACGAUCCUGGUGCCAACGCUGCCGCUGCCAAAAUCCAGGCGAGUUUCCGAGGGCACAUGGCACGGAAGAAGAUCAAGAGCAGAGAGAGCGGCCGGAAGGGCCCCGGCCCCGGAGGGCCUGGCGGAGCUGGGGGCACCCGGGGAGGCUCGGGCGGCCCCAGCGGAGACUAGGCCAGAACUGAGCAUUUUCGAAGUUUCCGAGGAGCGAUGGAUGCCGCGUCCCCUUGGCAGUGACGAGACUUCCCUGCGGUGUUUGCGACCCUCUCCUUUCCACCAACCUGCCAGCUUCAGAAGCCUCCCCACGUCCCCAGAGACCCUGUCCCAGGCAGGCUCCAUCGAGGAGUUGCUAAGUCUGUGCCCUUUCAUUUGGUUCUCCAUUCUAGUAUGGUCCCGUUCGUCCUCCUUCCCCACCCUAGCCCCAAACCUCACCCUCCCCAAUCGUCAUUCUUUGCUUCUCGCCGGGUCUCCGCACCAGCAUGCAGUUUUGCCUCCACAGCCUCCGUGCGCUCCCCUAGGUGCACCGCAGAGGGCGCCCUACCCUCUGCGUUGCCCGAGGACACUCACUUUAAAAAAGUGCUUUCGUUCCGUGCACAGCUAAAGGGGACGCCUUUCGUCUCUGCUGUUCUCGCCCUCAACCUGCCCUAGAACUUUGGAUCGGGGACGAGGAGAGCGGGGAAGAGAGUUUUUAUGGUGUUCAAUACCCCUUGCUCUGAUGGGAAGGGAAGUCCCUAUUUCACACCCUUCCCCACGCCUGCCUGUAAUUGGUCCUCCCCUCACCCUUGCGCACCUGGAGAGCCACACAGGUACCAGCUUUCUUGUUUUGCGAACGCCGGAGCGAGGGGGUGGCUCCGUGGGAGGAGUCUGUUGUGGCCCGGCCCCUGCCCUGCUGGCUCCGCCCCCGACGGACUCCUGGGGCUGUGGCCGGAAGGUUUUGUUUUUAUCUACGAGUGUGCAUGUGACUGCUGGGUUGAAAUGUGAACAAUAAACAGGAAUGUCCAAGUGUU
Molecule: messenger RNA, 1238 nt
Organism: Molossus molossus (Pallas's mastiff bat)
Lineage: Eukaryota; Metazoa; Chordata; Mammalia; Chiroptera; Molossidae
Gene: NRGN
Product: neurogranin
Exons: 4
Coding region: 172-405 (77 amino acids)
Molecular function (GO): calmodulin binding
Source: RefSeq, a predicted model, not a curated record